AUGAGGGAGCAGCUCCAGGCCAGAGGCCACCACCUUUCUGGGACACCUGGGAGUCUCCCUGAGCAGCAGGAACUGGCACCACCCGGGGACACGAGGGACGGGCAGGCACGAGGCCGGGCAAAGUGCACAGCCAGGUGUGGUGAGAGGCAGCCAUGGAGGGGUAAGUCCUGCCAGCCCCAGCGGGCACAGGGGGUGGGCACACUGGGUGCUGGGGGUCAGGGGGGAGUGGGGACACAGGAACUGGGUGCAGGGUGUGGGGCAGCACCGGCCACACGGCUCUUGCCACUGUGUCCCCUCUGCUUCAGCCCAAGGCUCUGCAGCAUCACAGCCCUGCUGGGCACUGCCCUCCUCCUGCUGGCACCCAGCAGCACCCAGGCUCUGAGCAGCUCUGGGUGGAAGGGCCUGCCCACGGACCGGGAUUUGGACAAGGAAAUCAUCCCGGGUGUGGAUGUGCUGGAGGAGCGUGAGCUCUCCGAAGAGGUGAAACCAGGUAGAAAGGCUGUGUCUAGAAGGGCCUGGCACCCCCCACAAGUCCAGGUAGAGCCAGAGGAGGAUCGAGACCACCUCCACCACCCCCAGGAUGAUGCCAGGAAGGUGGAUGUCCGUGAGCCACCCCGGAUGCUGACCCUGCAGGUGCAGAAUGGCCCAGAGGAGGACCGAGACCAUCUCUACCACAGCUGAGUGCAGAUGUGCCCAGGCUGUGAAAUGAGGGGUGGGAGCCACCCCUGGGGCUCCCUGGGGGGACUCAUCCUUCCCUACCCACCCUUGAGGCCCCCCCAAUAAACCCACUCCCCUCUCCAAUGUCCUGGUGGGCUCCUCGUUGCUGCCAGAAACCUGCUGCUAAGUACAGGGCCCUAAACCUGAGGGAUCCCCCUCCUUGGGAUUGCCCCAAGACUCUGAGCAGGGUGAGGAUGAUGCCCUGAGACGGGUGA
Messenger RNA from Chiroxiphia lanceolata (lance-tailed manakin), 932 nucleotides. RefSeq lists its product as uncharacterized. Bases 1 to 681 code for a protein of 226 amino acids. Lineage: Eukaryota; Metazoa; Chordata; Aves; Passeriformes; Pipridae. The record is from RefSeq and is a predicted model, not a curated record. The transcript is spliced from 3 exons.